Paraphaeosphaeria sporulosa is the source of this 1196-nucleotide messenger RNA. RefSeq lists its product as uncharacterized. Lineage: Eukaryota; Fungi; Ascomycota; Dothideomycetes; Pleosporales; Didymosphaeriaceae. The record is from RefSeq and is a predicted model, not a curated record. The transcript is spliced from 7 exons. Bases 117 to 1196 code for a protein of 359 amino acids.
AAUCAUUGUUAUGCAUAGUCAUUUACCUCCAUCUAAAGGUAUUGCUCAGCACUGUCGCACGCUGCCUCACGGCUUGGGUCAUAGUGAAGUGGUUGCUCCCCACCUUGGCGCUCCACAUGGAUGUGGCGGCUCAAUAUAACCCGGCAAUGACCUACCCGCCACACGUGGUUGUCGUGCGUUUUAAACGCAUUCGCGAAAGAGUUGAAGGAAGAAAACCCGGAAAGGUGCAUGUUUCAUGCCACGCGAGCGGUUGUGAAGAAGGCAAAGACACCCAUCCGCAGAUUCUGCAUUUGGAGAAGACAUUCUCAACCUUCAUUCCACUUGCCAUGUUCCGAGAAAACAUCGUCCUCGCGUUAUGCGCUGCAAUCGCCAGCGCGUACGCCCUUCCUUCCUCUUUUCAAGCCACGAAUCCAUGCCCCACGGACACCGAGAUGGCGUGUUUCGACGUCAUCAACUCAUCGCUCUGUUUGUCGCAGAAUGCAUCGCGUAACGGGACGGCGGCGCAAAUGGCAGCGUGCGUGGACUAUCCAGGAGGCAUGAGCGAUCUGCCAGGGUCUUCAAAGAUUGUAUUUAGUACCGUAGCACUAGAGGCUCACGAGCGCCCGGGUGCCAAAUUAGGAUUUAACAACGAAGCCAAAAUCUUACGGGACGUUAGUCAUACCGGACACUCAUUACUUGCCGGGUCAGGUAAGGAUUGGUGCCUCAAGAGCUGUCUCGGAGGUGAUAUCGUCCUGCGAGUACUUCUAAGUGUGGGCGCACAUGCUUGUCUCGAAGAGGCAACGCGAAGGUUUAAGUCAAGGGUCGAGCAGGGUGGUUGCGGCGGCAGCGCCAGCGUCGUCUACCAAGGAAUUAGCCCGGACAAUUGGACCAUAACAACCUACGCAUGGUCCGAUGGCUCUUUUACCAACAUCGCGCAAAGAGAACUGGCCUGUGGCACGACCAACACGUUCUUAGGGGCCACAGGCAGAUGGUAUACUGUAACUUCUUACUACCUCGGCGAUAAUGGUAGGAAGGUUGCGAGUGAGGCUCCUCUCACGAACAUGUGUGCCGCCGAGGACAAAGACUGUCACGAGUCGCACAAGCCUGAUGCAUUGAUUCUCGCCGAUGGGAAGAAUUGGAGUCACGUUGAUGUGUCGAGCGAUGAGCUUAUUGAGUUGCUCGAAAUUGCCAAUGAUGCAACCACUGCCGCGGCCUAG